Messenger RNA from Lodderomyces orthopsilosis Co 90-125, 996 nucleotides. RefSeq names its product Hsp30p (gene HSP30). NCBI's taxonomy places the organism in Eukaryota, Fungi, Ascomycota, Pichiomycetes, Serinales, Debaryomycetaceae. The transcript has a single exon. Bases 1 to 996 code for a protein of 331 amino acids. Gene Ontology annotation, cellular component: plasma membrane; endoplasmic reticulum. The record is from RefSeq and is a predicted model, not a curated record.
AUGAGCUUUACCCAACUUUCUGAUUUGGUCAAACGUAACCGUGCUGUUGACAUCAACCCACCCCCAUCAGAGUCUGACAUCAAUUUAACCAGCCAUGGUAGUGACUGGUUAUGGGCCGCUUUUUCAGUAUUUGCUUUACUUGCAAUUUGCCAUGGUUUUAUCUACAGUUUGGUUAGUGUACGCAGAAGUGGUAUCAAGAAAUCAUUGUUGACAAUUCCAUUGUUUACCAAUGCUGUUAUGGCAUUUGCUUACUACACGUAUGCUUCAAACUUGGGUUACACUUGGAUUGAGACUGAGUUCCACCACGUCUCCACUGAUAGGGGAUUAUUUGUGCGUCAAAUCUUCUACACAAAGUUUGUUGGAUGGUUCUUGUGUUGGCCAUUAGUUUUGGUCAUCUUUACUGUUAAUACUCAUACAAGCUUGACAGAUGACAGAGAAGAUAUCUUGAAAAAGAUUUUGCAAGUGUUUUCUGCCAUUUUUACCAGAAUCUUAUCAAUUGAAGUAUUUGUUUUGGGUUUGUUGAUUGGUGCUUUGAUUAGAUCUACUUACAAAUGGGGUUACUUUACCUUUGCAACUGUUGCUUUGUUGUUCACAAUCUAUCUUGUCUGUGUCGAUUUGCACAACAGUUUCCAAUCAGUCAACAAGAGCUUGGUUGCUAAUUUGGUGAUAAUCUUUGAAAUUGUCGUUUGGAUCUUGUAUCCAGUUUGUUGGGGUUUGUCAGAAGGUGGUAAUGUAAUCCAACCAGAUUCAGAAGCUGUAUUCUAUGGUAUCUUGGAUCUUAUCAACUUUGGAUUUGUUCCUGUCAUUUUGACUUGGAUUGCUGUCAACACUAUUGAUGAGGACUUCUUUACCAAGAUCUGGCACUUCCAUUUGAACAACAAUGUCAGUGUAGAACGUGAUGCUGAAAAGUCUGUUGGUGAGACUACCCCAAGACACUCUGGUGAUACCACAGUUGCACCAGCAGGAGUUCACCAAGAAGAGGAAGAGCAUGUUUAA